Messenger RNA from Callorhinchus milii (elephant shark), 2532 nucleotides. RefSeq names its product cadherin-5. Gene Ontology annotation, cellular component: catenin complex; plasma membrane; bicellular tight junction. Gene Ontology annotation, molecular function: cadherin binding; calcium ion binding. Lineage: Eukaryota; Metazoa; Chordata; Chondrichthyes; Chimaeriformes; Callorhinchidae. Gene Ontology annotation, biological process: regulation of establishment of cell polarity; vasculature development; cell morphogenesis. The record is from RefSeq and is a predicted model, not a curated record. The transcript is spliced from 12 exons. The coding region runs from base 216 to 2507 and encodes 763 amino acids.
GGAGUGCAGUGAGUACCUCACCAGUCGUGCGUCCGGCCGGGGAGGGAGUUCGUAAACCACAUCACACAGCGCAGCCCUCAAACCCAACUCCAAUCUCACAGCCUUUGGCUUCCUCAAAAUCUCAAGCUUCUCCUUUGGAUUUCUCCACCGAGCAGAAAACACACAGCCCCACGUGCGGAGGAGCGGGAGAGACACGCGGGGUCUCCAAGGGCAGAAUGUUGGGAGCCACCUGUCUGCUUCUUGCCUUGGUCACCACCGUGAGCUGCGUGACCCAACAGCCUCCGAACACGGUGAGCGAGGACUGGGUGUGGAACAACCUGCACGAGUUCGAGAACUAUGAAGGGCCAUUUCCUAAGAACAUCGGGAGGAUCUAUUCCAAGUUGCACAAACCCGGGAACACCACGUACAUCCUGGAGGGAGAUGGGGCGGGGAUUUUAUUUAAGGUGAACCCCAACAACGGAUCCAUCGCUGUGUACAGGACUCUGGACCGGGAAGAGAAGACCAAGUAUUUCCUGCAAGCUUUUGUGAGGAGCUCGAUCAGCAAAGAUAUUUUGGGCCUCGCUACAAAUUUCACCAUAUCUGUGUCAGACAUUAACGACAACGCCCCCAAGUUUACUCAGGAGGUGUUUAAGGGGUCCAUCCCUGAGAUGUCCCCUAAUGGCACCUCUGUUCUGAAAGUAACAGCUCAUGACGCUGAUGACCCCACGGUGGGCUCACACACAAAAAUAACAUACCAGCUACUGGGAAAAGAACAGAACUUCAUCAUCGAAACAUUCUCAGGAAUCAUACGCGUUAAGUCGCCGAACAUGGACCGGGAGCAGAAGAAAGACUAUGAAGUGUUUGUCCAGGCCAAGGACAUGGGCACCCAAAACGGGGGCUUCAGCUCCACGGCCACUGUCCUCAUCAGUCUGACCGACAUCAAUGACAACCCGCCCCACUUCUCACAUACCCAGUACAAGUUCAAUGUGUCGGAGGACAAGAUAGUAGGACAGGAGAUCGGCCGGGUGAAGGCGGAGGAUGGUGACGAGGGGGAGAAUGCCCGAAUAAUUUACACCUUCAUCCCGAAUAGCAACUUCUUCACUAUCAAAACUGACGCAAAUACUCAGGAGGGAGUAAUUACACUGAAGAAGCCCCUGGACUUUGAGAAGCUGAACAGGUACAAAAUAGAGGUGGAGGCGGAUAACCCCACACCGGGCAGUUGGAUGACCAAGACGAAAGCUGAGCUGCUGGUCACUGUGUUGGAUGUGGAUGAGCCGCCUGUUUUCAGCCACCCCUUCUACAGCUUCAGCGUCUCAGAGAACCAGCCGGCAGACACCCAGGUGGGACAGGUCAAGGCCAAAGACCCGGAUCAGGCCAGAAACGCCAUUCAGUACAGGCUGAAGACCGGUGGCAGUUUUUUCCGAAUCGCACCGGAUAGCGGCAACAUCUACACCAGAGUCUCGCUGGACCGGGAGACACACGCCUGGCACAACAUCACCGUCACAGCCACCGAGGUCUCUAAAGGCAGGGUCUCGUUGAUGAUCCACUCACAGGCCCUGGUGGCCAUCAAGGUACUGGAUGUGAACGACAAUGCCCCGAGGUUAAAAGAGGAUUACAGACCAUUUAUCUGUGAGCGUCAGGGGCCGGGCUCGCUGGUGCAGGUUGUCGCUGCUGUGGACGAUGAUGAAAUGACUACGGCCGUCAGGUUCCAUUUCUCCCUGGGCACCAGAGACAGUAACUUCACACUGAGCAACAACGGGGAUAACACGGCUAACGUGACGGUGAGGCUGGGGGGGUUUAACCACAAGGAGCAGCCGAGGUACCGGCUGCCGAUUGUGGUCAGUGACAAUGGGCGUCCGUCAAUGAGCAGCACAGGCAGCCUGGACAUCACUGUGUGUCCCUGUGACCAGGCCGGAGAGGCUGGGGACUGCCGGACUCUUAGACAACCCCUCACCUCCAAGGUCAACCUGACCGUCCUGCUCAUCAGCUUCCUCUUUAUCAUCAUCCUCAUCGCCAUCGUGGUGCUGAUCCUGUACCAGAAGCUACAGAAGAAGCCUGUGUUUGCGGUGAUGAAGCCGAGUGAGAUCCAGGAGCAGCUGGUGAGAUACGACGAGGAAGGCGGAGGCGAGAUGGACACCAACAGCUUUGACAUCAGCGUUCUGAACUCGCUGAGGGCCCGGGGGCCACGAGGGGCCAGGGGCCCCAUCCCUGAGACCCUCCCCGAGGUGGUGCCGGAGCCUGUCCCUGUGUACGCCAGAGUUAGGAAGCCCCAGGCUGACAUGGGCUGUGUGGUCACCAUGAAGAAGCAGGAGGCAGACAGCGAUCAGGACCUGCUGCCAUAUGACACUCUGCACAUGUUCGGGGAGGAGGGCACAAAUUCGGUGGCCGACAGCCUCAGCUCCCUCGGGGCCUCGUCCGCGGACUCCGAGCAGGACUACGAUUUCCUGAGUGACUGGGGGCCGCGCUUCCGCAUGCUGGCCGAGCUGUACGGGGCCGAGACCCCAUGGGGGGGCAGCCUGGAGGGUUAGCGAGGAGAGAGCAAGGGAGUAGGAG